Molecule: messenger RNA, 1241 nt
Organism: Cladophialophora immunda
Lineage: Eukaryota; Fungi; Ascomycota; Eurotiomycetes; Chaetothyriales; Herpotrichiellaceae
Product: acyl-CoA thioesterase II
Exons: 1
Coding region: 153-1241 (362 amino acids)
Biological process (GO): acyl-CoA metabolic process; fatty acid catabolic process
Cellular component (GO): peroxisomal matrix
Molecular function (GO): fatty acyl-CoA hydrolase activity
Source: RefSeq, a predicted model, not a curated record
CUUUGUUGAAGCCUUCUCACUUCGACAGCGAGGUUAUAGGACAUCAUUUGGUGAGCAAGGGAAUAUGUGCUGAUCUUGACGACGCUGUGGCGGAGCAUUCUGCCUUGAGAAGCAGUCACCGAGGGGGCCAGGUGAGCGGCCAGAAUACGCCCAUGACUGACGCCAAAAGACUCCCAUGGCUCCGCCUGAUGGCGUUGAAGCAGACCGACAAAGAUGUCUACGAAUCUGUCCAUCGAGCAUGGCCGUCCAGUGGGGGAAAUCGAGCCUUCGGUGGCCAUGUCUACGCGCAGAGUGCCAUCGCGGCCAGCAAGACUGUGGAGGAUGGACUCGUGAUCCACAACAUCACAGGUCAUUUCAUCCUUGGGGGCUCUGUUCUCGCACCCUUCGUCUACCAUGUUCGACGAAUCGGAGAUGGGAGGUCGUUCAGUUGGAGGACGGUUGAAGUGUUUCAAGGGUCCCAGCCGUCGGCCAGGCCUUGUUUCGUGGCCACGAUAUCUUUCAAGCGCUACGAGGAGUCGAAGUCAUGGAUCCCCCUCGAGCACCAGGCAGAGACGUUCGAAGACUUUACGAAGACGUACUCAUCGAUUCUGGAUCGGACAAAGCCGGAGGAGACCCCGCUUGCCCCAGGCGCAGACGCUCCCUGGUGGUACAACGCCAAUAACGAUGCGUGGCGCGUCACGAAUGACAUGUUUCCCGGGGUUGAUAUUCGGAAGGUUGACAUGUCAGGGCACAACGAGACCUCCAGGCACCCGACUCGACAUCCAGCGGCAGGUCGAAGACAACUGUGCUUCUACCGCCUCAUCGUCGACGCAGAGUCGAGAGAACUCCUGAACAAGACGACGAGCGAGAUUCUGAAUCUCCAUGCCGCGGCCCACUUGUAUGCGUCGGAUCGAAACUCUUUAUUUCUCAUCCCACGAGCACAUGGCCUGGCAGACCGGAUAGCCGUCCUGGCAUCUCUGUCCCACACUGUCAUUUUCCAUGGAGAUCCUGCCCGUCUGAAAAUGCUUGAUGAACAAGGAAACCCUAUAUGGUUCGUGCAGGAAGCCUGGACGAGCAAUUCGGGCGCCGGCCGUGGGUGUCACGAGAGCAGGCUGUGGAAUUACAAGUCGGGCAGGGUCGUGGCGAGCACGAUCCAGGAUGGCAUGGUCAGAAUACCCCGGGAUCCAGGACGUGUUCCCAAGUACUACCAACAAGCAGAAACAGCGCUGCAGUCCGUUUCAAACCCGAGUCCGAAGCUUUGA